Messenger RNA from Passer montanus (Eurasian tree sparrow), 3632 nucleotides. It is a transcript of the gene CWF19L2, whose product is annotated as CWF19 like cell cycle control factor 2. The record is from RefSeq and is a predicted model, not a curated record. Gene Ontology annotation, biological process: mRNA splicing, via spliceosome. The transcript is spliced from 18 exons. NCBI's taxonomy places the organism in Eukaryota, Metazoa, Chordata, Aves, Passeriformes, Passeridae. Gene Ontology annotation, cellular component: post-mRNA release spliceosomal complex. Bases 320 to 2902 code for a protein of 860 amino acids.
UGAUGCAGGCAACUUCAGACUCAAGUUGCAAGUUCCCAAGUUGUGUUGGAAGCUAAGCUCUUUCUUGUGUUUCCACUGUUGUCCUCCUUGGGAAGUCUUCGUGGAUGCAGCAAUAACUGGAAUAUUGAGACUCAAAAAAUAAUCUAAGCAUUCACCAAAUUAAGUGUGUUAUUCAGACAGAGAAUUGAUAUAAAAGCAUCAGAGCUGCAAAAGAAGGGUAUGUUCAAGUUCCCUGGAGAUAAGCACUCAGGCCAAAAUUAGUCACGAAAAGAAGGAGAGCUGCAAGCUGCUAAAGGAUCUGCAAGGUGAAGAUACCUGUAUGCCUGCUGAUAUGAAUGAAGGUGUGGAAGCACUGGAAAAGGAACAUUCUGUGCACAAAAAAAAGAAAAAGGAUAAACAUUCCAAAAAAGCUAAGAAGGAAAAGAAGAAAAGUAAGAAACAGAAAUCUGAAAAGAAGGAUGACUUACUUGAUAGUUCUUCUGAUUCUUCAGUUGAAUGGGUUGAGUCAAAUGUGUCACAGUCAGAUGACACAGAAGAGGCUUGGAAGGUCAACAAACAACCAGAUGCUGCAAAAGAACCUUCUCUGCAGAGAGAAGAAUGGAUGAAUUUAAGCUUCAUGUCAUUGAAAACAACGUCAGUAGCAGCUGUCAAAGGUGAAAGACACAAAGACAAAGUAUUGGAACGACAGAAAGCUCAAGAACUUGAGCAGGCCAUGCUAUCUGAGAGAGAACUCAAUCCCUAUUGGAAAGAUGGUGGUACAGGUUUGCCACCAGAGAAGGAUGAAGAGGCUUCAGUUAAGAAAGUUACAGUGGUAGAAGAUGCUGGAUUAAGUUGGCUGCGAAAAUCAUACCAAAGGAUGAAGGAGCAGGCUGAGAGAGAGAAGCGAAAUUUUGAUGAAAUUGUAGCUGAGAGAUAUGGGUCAGUGGAGAUAUUUCAGUCACGAUUAGAAGAAGCUGAAAAAGCUGCAUCCAAAAGGGAAAACUAUCAUAGAAGUGGAAGAUGGAAGAAGACUGACUAUUCAGAAAGUGAGAAAGAGAAGAAAGACAAGAGAGAGCAGCAUAUUGAAAAGGAGACACGAGAUGAAGAUGAUAGAGACAGACACAAAUUUGGGGGCUAUUCCAGGGAGAAGUAUGGCAAGGGGUGGGUGCAGGAAGACAGAGGUUACAAAAGAGAUGUAUCAAGAGCAGACCAGGAAUGUGGACACAGUAGCAUGGACUCAGUACCAAGGGGCUACAGCUCCAAAGCAGAAAAAUACUCCAGUGAAAAACGAAAUCAGGAGAGGAGUUCAUCUCUAAGCAACUUGAAACACAAAUUUUUGAAACCCUCUGAAGAUGAUUUAACAUCUUACAGUGCACCCAGAGACUCCAAGUUAAAGCAGUUCUCUUCCAAGGAGGACUCAGCUCACAGCUCUUUGAACAGCCGUUUCCAGAAACCCAGUGAGGAUACUGCACUGUGGACCAAAACACACACGGAAGAUAGCAAUGAGAAAUUAAAGUCUGAUCAAAAAUCAUCAGGUACUAGGGAACAAAUUGAUGGCAAAAAUUGGAAAAGAACUCCUCUAAGUGAUGAAAAAGAGAAGUCACGACAGGAACAUGCAAGUGAUGCACCUGAGAUUUUAUCUGACAGUAAAACAUCAUCCUCUAGAUCAUCACAGGAUGAACCGCCUCAGGUCCUUAGUGAAGAGGAGAUGAACAGACUGGGAGCGAGGAUUGUGAAAGCAGAACUCAUGGGAGACAUGGAGUUAGCUUCAGAACUUCAAGCCAAACUUGACAGUGCUCGCAAGUUGAGAGAGACUCAGGGACAGAUUCCAGCAAAGGCUGGCAGAGAGGCUUCAAGCCGUCAAGAAGAUGAACAAGUGGUCCUUGUGAGAACAGAUGGGAGUGGAAGGGCAUGGCCUGUGAUGGGACCAACAGAGCCACUGGAACCAAAAGGAGGACGAAGAAAGCAGCAGAUGGUGCCUACUCAUGUAGAUAAAGAGAGAGUAAGGUAUUUUCAGGAUGAUGAUAGUAUGAACCUGAAGGAUUUGGUCAAAAAUGAGAAGAUGAGAACAGCAGAGGAUCAAAACUCGCUGUUCAUGCGUAUGGCAUCAAAGCUCAUGGAAAAAACAGACAGAGAGUACUACACUCUGGAUGACAUGUUUGUUUCCAAAGCAGCCAAGAGAGCACGCAGUGGGGAAGAGGAGGAAGUACAAAGAAGAAAAGCAAUCCGUGAGCACCAGCAACUUGCUGCAUGCAUGGAAAAGUGCCCCUACUGCUUUGAUAGCAGUGAACUUUCUAAACAUCUUAUUAUUGCAAUUGGCACCAAGGUGUACUUGUCUCUACCAAGCAGCCAGUCCCUUACUGAAGGUCACUGCCUGAUAGCCCCUCUACAGCACCAUACUGCAGCCACUCUUUUGGAUGAAGACAUCUGGGAAGAAAUCCAGAUGUUCCGAAAUGCACUGGUGAAAAUGUUUGAAGCUAAAGACUUGGACUGUGUGUUCCUGGAAACAAACAUGAGUAUGAAGAAGAAGUAUCAUAUGGUAUAUGAAUGCAUUCCUCUUCCAAAAGAAGUAGGAGAUAUGGCUCCAAUCUACUUUAAGAAAGCUAUAAUGGAGUCUGAUGAAGAGUGGUCCAUGAACAAGAAGUUAAUUGAUCUUUCUUCAAAAGACAUUCGGAAAUCUGUUCCUAAAGGGUUGCCAUACUUUUCUGUGGACUUUGGCCUUCAGGGAGGAUUUGCUCACGUGAUUGAAGAUCAACACAAUUUCCCUCAUUACUUUGGAAAGGAAAUUAUUGGUGGCAUGCUGGACUUGGAACCGCGGCUCUGGAGAAAAGGAAUCAGACAGAACUUUGAGGAGCAGCGGAAAAAGGUGUUGCAGUUUGCUCAGUGGUGGAAACCAUAUGACUUCACCAAAAAGAAAGAAUGAGAACAACCUGGAGUCAAGGACUAUAUAAGCCAUUAAUUACACUAAAGGAUACUUCAAAUGUUAGGAAUAACACCAGUGUGUUAUGUGUGGCUAAUAUAUUUUAAAAUAUAGGAUAUUGUUUAAUUGCUGAUGAUCUGUUUCUGUUUUGGACACUGAAUCACAUGUACUCACAAGCCUGAAAAACCAGAUUUGUACAGUGAGUUUAGUUUUUCCUUUUUCAGUUGAGCCAAAAGGAUAAUAUCCAUGUGGCCAUUUGAGUUCUUAAAAAUGUAACUUUUGCUUUUGGAGUUUUUAUAAUCUUUGAGACAACUGAUAUUUUUUAUAUUGUAUUAAGCCAGUGCUUAAUAAUCAUGGUGAACUUUUGUCAAAAAUGGUGUACAUUUUAAGAACAUUUUGAUUAAUACAAAUACAUUGCUACAGAAGGAAAUUAUACAGAAAAUAGUCUUCUGAUUUUGUGUCCUUGUGGUCUUUAAAUUGAGGUCAUUGCAGUAACACAAACAUUCACGAAGAAUGAAUGUUGCCCCCCUGUACAGGAAUGAAUACAAUUUUUUGUACUUUCUUUCAAUAUGAAGUAGUGUUUUUCAAGCACAAAGGAUAAUAAGACAGUCCAUAGCUGAUGACAAAUGACAGCUUUAAUAGCAGCAGUUACCUUUGGUAACAGUGAAAGAAGAAUCUCAAGGGAAAACGCUCUCUGAUGGCCAGCAAAGAAGAAAUUCAUCACAGGGAUCUC